Messenger RNA from Seminavis robusta, 1610 nucleotides. Lineage: Eukaryota; Bacillariophyta; Bacillariophyceae; Naviculales; Naviculaceae. The record is from the annotation of a GenBank genome assembly.
ACAAAAGAGUGACAGUCCACCUGUGUAGUACAUGUAGCGCGGCCACUCAGCCACUUUCCUGAGCAACUCUCGCUUUGUUUCCACCAUGACCGACAUCCACUGCGAUAGAUUUGAUCUUCCUCAUUGUGAGGAGAUUUCCCGUGACUCUUGUAUUGCCAGCUUUCUCACAAAUGAAGCUCUUUGUGAUCUCACGUUGAAAGGCAGCGAUGGCGUCACUGUCAUUGCCAAUCGCUUUUGGCUUGCAGCGCGAAGCAACGUCUUCCGCAGUAUGCUUCUAGGUGAUUUUUUGGAGUCAAAGCAAGAUGUGAUCCCCUUGAACUACAAGGGGUGUGUGCUGAAGGCCCUUGUUGAGUACAUCGUAAUGGAUUCUCCUGGGAUACUUGAAGGAAUGGAUGGCAAAAUUGAUGGCGCUGAAGCUGAUAUACUCAUUUCACUGAUGGAGGCUGCCAUGUUCUUUGAACUUCCUGGUUUGUGCAAGAAGUGUCUCUAUCACAUAUCCCAGGCUUUACGCAAGCACCCUUCUUCAUCAAUUACCAUUUUGGAAGCAUGCCAACAAGCAGGACCAGCAGUUCCAACCCAGCUAAAGGACUUGGCUGUAGGUCGUCUUCUCGGGAAUAUUGAAAAAUUGGACAAUGAUGCUCUGCCAUCAUUGAGUGCUGAGUCUCUGGAGGAAGUUCUCAAAUGCGAUACUGUCCAUAUCGACGAAUUCAGUCUCUUUGAGGUUUUGAUGCAUUGGGUGCAAGGAAACAAAAGAGAUGAUGAUACUAGCAGAGGUGACAAAGAGUCACCAGAGGCCCUUGCCUCUCAGCUGGUAGAAAAGCAUAUCCGGUUGGAAUGCAUUGACCCUGAGCUUUUAUCAACCUCUGUCAAGUCAUCUGGUCUUGUGUCACAAGGCCUUCUCUGUGAGGCCUUCGAAAAGCAAGCUCUAGUCUCAAAGCAGCAACAUCAUGUCGUUUUCAAAAAAGCCCGUGGUACCGGUAUGGUUGUAUGGGAAAAUUCCUCGAACGAAGUGUCCGGCACACCGCGUGAGACAACUGGCUGUACAUCUGAUUGCCUUCGAUACCCUCCAAUCUCCGGUGGUAAACAUGAGUGGACACUUGAGUAUGUUCAGCAAAGCCAAGGGGACUUGGUCGGAAUUGCUCUUCGAGGCAUUGACAGAUCCAGAUCUCUUGGCAAGCAAAACGCUGGAUGGGAUUUAUGUAGGGAUGGGAAAGCAAGGCACCAUGACACUGCAGUUUCCCGUGGCCACCCACGGUUCUCGCAAGGUUCGAGAGUCACACUGACAUUGAACUUGCUAGCAAACCAGGAAGGGAAUGGUACACUUCAUGCAUCAGUGGAUGAUGGGGAACGAUUUUUAGUCUUUGAGAAUCUUCGAGAUGAGUUGCAGGGAAGCGAUGAUGGGUUUGUGCCAGGUGUAUCUACCUAUCCUGAAGGCAAGUUUCGGCUUCUUCGGAUUCAACAACUACAUUGAAAGCUUGGCGGAAGAGCUGCAUUGGUUCUUGAACAAGGAAUAUUGUAGUAUGCCGUCUUCGAGAAACGGGAAUCUUGGAGCACCGGUCGAACUCUACUACGAUAACAUUACAUUAGGUCUCCAGAUUUUUGCCACAUUA